AUGAAAAAUAAAACGGUGCCGAUAACUACAGAGGAUAUUAUUUUUAGAUCCCCAGAUAUCGACGUUGGCGAUUUGCAUUAUGAGAUUGAAGAAAUACGUAAAGAUAAAGAGAAUAUAUUAAGAUCAAUAGAUGAAGACGCAAAGUUUGUUAAUAAAGUCAUCUCGAUGAUACCGUAUUUACCGAUUAUUGGAAACGAGAGAUGCGGUACCUGGUAUAUUGAUUCAAAAAGGAUAUCUCCAAAAACAGUAUAUUUCAAAUCUACCGAUGGACAUACCGGUCAAUGGAGCUUCAAUAUACGCCGAUUCAAUAGUCAUUUGUUAGAUAUUAUCGUGGAGCAUGUUGGAUGUAUUAUCGUUGAUUCUACACGCCGUGGGAAAAGAAUUCCUGAUUCUUUGUCAAAAACAAUCCCAAUUUGGUGUUGUACAAUAAAUCAAGCGAUUGCAAUAUUGCGUAGAAAAAAUCAGCAUAUUGAUCAUGCAAAUGAUAACGAUAAAGAAUGGGACAUUGAAUUCCAUUCACCCCCAUCAACCGUCUCAAAAUCUGAACAUGAUCAAAUCGCUGCUCGAAUACCUGAGUUUGUUGAAAAAUUAUUGGAUCCUAAAUUGCAUAUUACAAAAUACUUGCAAAAACUUUCGAAACCAUUACGCCCUCUCUGGAUAACACCUGAUUCAAAUAUAUUUGACAAUCAACUACUGCCAGAUUAUACCAGUUUGCCAUUCUAUCCAGUAAUUUGUCUCAGUACGUCAAAAGUGGUAGCAAUGGGAAUGGAAUCUCGACAAGGGUAUCAGUAUAUUCAAGGUGCUGCAGAUGAUCAAGAGACAUGGUCACUUGGAUUGACACCUUCGUUAUUUUGGAAGCAUCAUAAAGAGAUUUUGGAUGAUUCUUGUUUUGAUCCAGUUCAAUGUGAAAGAAAAGUAAGAGAAAUAGUGGCAUAUACUAAAAUCGAAUCUCCUAAAUCACCUCUACUUAAUGGUGAUUCAUUUAAUUUUUUGGGGAACACUAAUAUUGCUAUUGGCAACCGAAGAAGUGGUUGUCCACCACUAUGCUGGCGGUAUUUUGAUUACAUAAUAAAUUGCACGCCUCAGGGAUACAAUACCUCCACCAACUCAUCAACAAUAAUCCAAUCAACAGACAUAAGCUCCGAGAAUAAAACAAAUUAUCUUCAAUUACCAAUUCCAGAAGGCAAAAAGGGACAACAUAUCUUGUUUGAGAUGAUUCCAAAAGCUCUAGAUUAUUUAAAGAUACCACUUAUGGAACAUCAACGAAUCUUAAUUCAUUGUGAGCAGGGAGUUGAUCGAAGCGUUGGAAUUGCGUUGGCAGUUUUGGUCAAUUAUUUUGAUGAUAAUGAAAAUGGAAUCGAUCAUGAAGUUGUCACAAAGGAUCUCAUUCAACGGCGUCUUUUCUUUAUCACCUCUUAUCGCAAUAAGGCAAAUCCAUCACGUGCAACACUAAAAAAAGUGAAUGCUUUUUUCAUGGAUAAUUAA
Molecule: messenger RNA, 1485 nt
Organism: Ambispora leptoticha
Lineage: Eukaryota; Fungi; Glomeromycota; Glomeromycetes; Archaeosporales; Ambisporaceae
Source: the annotation of a GenBank genome assembly